This is a messenger RNA of Odobenus rosmarus divergens (Pacific walrus), 2329 nucleotides long. It is a transcript of the gene NMT2, whose product is annotated as N-myristoyltransferase 2. The transcript has 13 exons. NCBI's taxonomy places the organism in Eukaryota, Metazoa, Chordata, Mammalia, Carnivora, Odobenidae. The record is from RefSeq and is a predicted model, not a curated record. Bases 99 to 1556 code for a protein of 485 amino acids. Gene Ontology annotation, molecular function: glycylpeptide N-tetradecanoyltransferase activity. Gene Ontology annotation, biological process: N-terminal peptidyl-glycine N-myristoylation. Gene Ontology annotation, cellular component: cytoplasm.
AGCCCGCGCCGCCGCGAUGGCGGAGGACAGCGAGUCUGCGGCCAGCCAGCAAAGCCUGGAGCUGGACGACCAGGACACGUGCGGGAUAGACGGGGACAAUGAGGAGGAGACGGAGCACGCCAAAGGAAGUCCUGGAGGGGAUUUGGGUGCCAAAAAGAAAAAGAAGAAACAGAAGAGAAAAAAGGAGAAACCGAACUCCGGAGGCACCAAGUCAGACUCGGCCUCUGAUUCGCAGGAGAUUAAAAUCCAGCAGCCUUCCAAACACCACACGAUCUGGCAGGAGAUUCCCACGGGAGCAGCCACGGAAUCCCACCAUUCCAAUGCAGAAGUUGCAGGAUAUCCAGAGAGCAAUGGAGCUGUUGUCCGCGUGUCAGGGCCCCGCCAGGAGCAUCGAUGAGGCUGCCAAACACAGAUACCAGUUUUGGGACACACAGCCGGUGCCCAAAUUAAAUGAAGUCAUAACCUCUCACGGGGCCAUUGAAGCGGAUAAAGACAACGUGCGUCAGGAGCCCUAUUCCCUGCCACAGGGUUUUAUGUGGGACACCCUGGACUUGGGUAACGCCGAUGUGCUCAAGGAGCUGUACACGCUGUUAAAUGAGAAUUACGUGGAAGAUGAGGAGAGCGUGUUCCGUUUCGACUACUCGCCCGAGUUCCUGCUGUGGGCGCUGCGUCCCCCGGGCUGGCUCCUUCAGUGGCACUGUGGGGUCCGAGUGUCUUCGAACAAAAAGCUAGUAGGGUUCAUAAGUGCCAUCCCAGCAAGCAUUCGGAUUUAUGACAGUGUGAAAAAGAUGGUAGAAAUCAACUUUCUUUGUGUUCAUAAGAAAUUGAGAUCAAAACGGGUAGCUCCAGUGUUAAUUCGAGAAAUAACCAGAAGAGUGAACCUGGAAGGGAUUUUUCAGGCCGUCUAUACCGCUGGAGUGGUUCUUCCUAAGCCGGUAGCCACUUGCAGAUACUGGCAUCGAUCACUAAACCCCAGAAAACUGGUAGAAGUGAAAUUUUCUCACUUGAGUAGAAAUAUGACUUUACAGAGAACAAUGAAGCUCUACAGACUUCCGGAUGCUACCAAGACGUCAGGCCUGAGACCAAUGGAACCGAGAGAUAUCCGGGCCGUUCGAGACUUGACCAACACUUACCUGAAGCAGUUUCAUCUCGCCCCGGUGAUGGAUGAAGAGGAAGUAGCUCACUGGUUCCUCCCCCAGGAGCACAUUAUUGAUACGUUUGUAGUGGAGAACUCCAGUGGUAAACUAACUGACUUCCUGAGCUUCUACACACUCCCCUCCACAGUCAUGCACCACCCUGCGCACAAGAGCCUCAAGGCCGCCUACUCCUUCUACAACAUUCACACGGAGACGCCCCUGCUGGACCUCAUGAGUGAUGCACUCAUUAUAGCCAAAUUGAAAGGAUUUGAUGUAUUCAAUGCACUAGAUUUGAUGGAAAAUAAGACCUUCUUGGAAAAACUCAAAUUUGGCAUAGGAGAUGGCAAUUUGCAGUAUUACUUGUAUAACUGGAGAUGUCCAGGAACAGAUUCUGAAAAGGUUGGACUAGUAUUACAAUAGAUGGAUAUUUCUAUUUCUAGAGCUCUGACAUCAUCAUUUGUUAAUAUUCUAUUUAAUGAUUCCUGGAACUGCCAUUCCAAAGAAGAAUAAAAGCACAACUUAAGUGAAAUCGAUGUAGUCAGUAACAAUCAGAAAAGAUGAAAAAAAAAACCACCCAUAUGUGACCAAUAGUACAUAUUUCUAGCUAGAAUGUUAACAUUCUUUUUUCUCCUCACUGUUUACCCAUUUGUAGGAGGGAUGAAAGGGUACAGAGAGCACAUUCCUCUAAUCAUCAGACUUUGGGCUGUCUCUUGAUGAAGAGAAGGUAUUUUUCCACUCUGUAGAAAAGGGACUGUUUUUCUGUGGACUGAAGGGAAUCACAGAACUGUGUAAGAAAAUCUUUGCUAUUGUGUGGAGAUAAACUGCUGCAUUUCUCUUUAUUAAGUGUUGGUCUGUCUGUCCGUGUAACAGAACGAAGGAUCCAUGUGGAAAAUGUGUGCUCCCGUCACCUUACACAGUAUCGCUGGGAGCAUUUAGGGAAUCAGCACCUUCUGUAACUCGGUUACGGAGUAGGUGGGUGUUCAAGUAUAGAGGGAGAUAAAAAUGUACUGGGGACUGGGAAGUACAUUUAUUUCUCCAGAAGCAGAGUUGCCAAAUAAACACACAGAUGUGUACUUUGAUCUCCAGCAGUCAGUGGAUUGGUUCAAAAGCAAAGUUUUGUGCAAACACGUGCUGAGAGUCUACACCCGUGAGUGACUAGACUUCGCUGCUGCCGCACAAACUCGUGUCUUCUC